Bufo gargarizans (Asiatic toad) is the source of this 701-nucleotide messenger RNA. RefSeq names its product chromosome 3 C17orf97 homolog (gene LIAT1). The coding region runs from base 1 to 627 and encodes 208 amino acids. Gene Ontology annotation, biological process: protein arginylation. The transcript has 2 exons. The record is from RefSeq and is a predicted model, not a curated record. Lineage: Eukaryota; Metazoa; Chordata; Amphibia; Anura; Bufonidae.
AUGGAAGAAGCGCAGGGCGGCCGGCGCACCAGAGCCAAGCCGCGGACUAAACAGGGGAGGGAGACCGCCAGAUUGCCCCCUGCUGAUGGGAGCAAGAAGAAGGAGAGACUCCUCACCAAACCCAGCAAGAAGAGGGGCCACGUCUCCAGCACUCCAUCCACCGCAGAUGAGGCGGAAAAUAUUAAGAGUCAGCCAAUCAUUCCUCCAUCAUCCGAACUGCAAACAACUACCAUAAGUGACUCAAAGGACAAAUCAGAUGAAUCAAAAACCAAGAAAGAGAUUGAAUCGGCAUGUUUAUCUACAAUAACCCAGGAAGGUGUAGUAAAUGAGAGCUUGAGAUGGGAAGGAGUGCUUGAAGAUCCUGUAGCAGAAGAAGAGAGGAUCCACCAAUAUAAAAUCAACAGGCGUAAACGUUACUUGUUAGCUGCCCAAAAGUCCUCCUCUGCUCUUUCAGCAGGACUCGAAAAACAAAUCCAUGCAGAUCAAAAUCAAGAUCCCGGCAUAAAAGAAGACAGUAGGAAUGAAUCAAAUACUGAGAAUGCUGUGAAAUGUACAAGUGACUUAAAGCUGAGAUCUCAUAUGGCACAGUUGCCAUUGCUUAAAAACAUGGUGAAAAAUGGUAUUUAAAUCUAUAUACAUGCUAUCAUGAGAUCUGGUUAGAAGACAAUACAGGAUAGGUCACCAAUAUAACAUCGAUAGGG